UGUUUAAAAUAUCUCGUAAUUAAAAAUUUUACGAUACUUUUCAAUUUUUGUAUCAAAAUUUAAAAUAGACUUUUUGAAUAGACGAAAACAGUACGCUUUACCUGUAGUCGACUUCUCUGUAUAAUAGAAUUGAUGUGGGCAUUUCUUCGAAUUGAACAUUCAUGUAAUUUUCUCUGUAAAUCUUCAGCUAUUUGUUGUGGACUUCUAAAUGGUUUCUGAUCGAGAAUUCUCUGAGGUGGUUUAAAAUUUUCCCUUAUCGGAAAGUCGAAUGUAAUAUCGAUGAAUUUAUUUGUUUUUUGAGUGUGCUCAAAAUCUUCUAUUUUAUAACAAUCCAGAUGAUCGAUUUUUUGACUACAUGCGCCAUUCUCACCACUUCCUUGCAAGGACGUUUUGCUACAAAAAUCUACAACAUAUGAAGUUUCCUUCUGUAAUUCAAUUCUUGCAAUGGUGAUUAAACGAAGAACUGACGAAGAAUUAUUCCAAGAUCAUCCCAACGAUGAGAGUAAAAAUGAAAUCAAACAAGAGUCUUAUGACGACGUGAUCCUAAGAAGAUUGAAAGCUUCACUUUCCGGCGUUCCGCCUCCUCCAAUUCUAACCGUACCUCAGCAGAAAGUUGAAGAUAUUCUGAAUAUUUUGAAAAAUUCUUCUCAAGAGAUGAUUUCAAACGAAAAGACUGAAUCAAAUCAGAUUGUUCUCAAAAAUAAUUGUUCCUUUCAAAAAGCCUUAAAUAGUGAAUGGCCGGAAACAAAAAAUUGUACUUUUUUCGACAUUAGUUAUAAUUUAGGAGAUUUAUCGGAAAAAAUGGUCGACCUUUACGAAAAAUACAGAGAACGAUACGUUGGCUGUGAAACGUCAUCUUUUGUUAGUUCUUAUAGUCCUAGUAAAGAUUUCUUGAACAAGAAAAAAGAUCGAAGAAAAAUGAUCGGUUAUUCUCCGGGGCGUAGACUAUCACAUUUAGCUAAACGUCGAACUAUGUUUUCAUCGCAGUCUUUACAAGCUGCGAGCAAAUGUAAAACAUCCGCAUUACAAACGAAGACUAUUUUAGUCGAGCCAAACAAAGAUAAGAAAAGUAAAGAGGUGAAACGAGCUUUAUUUCAUACUCCGGAUGAAAUAAAAAGCAAAGCUGAUUUCAAAAGUUCAACUAGUAAAUUAAAGUGUAUGCAGUUGAGACAUUCGUUAUGGUUACGAAAAAGAACGCCUUCCAAAGGCACUCCUCGAAAGACGCCGCAUAAACAAACUCCGAAGAAGCCAACUCCUAAAAAGCAUACUCCUAAAAAAAAUUGUACCCCUAGAAAGGCGAAUGAAAUAGCUGGCAGCUCCGGAUAUUCUAAAAAUUUUGUUGGUAAAAUGUAUCAAACAAAGAUGACUGAAAAUGGAAAACGAGUGAGAUUGGACGUCGAAAUUAAUGACAAUGCCUCGGAUGGGUAUAAUCUUUCGAGAAAUGAUAGUAAUAUUUCAGAACUAAGCGAAACUCAACGAAAAAAACUUCUGUGGGCUGUAUCGGCUGCAUUAAAGAAAGUAGGCGUAACUUGCUCUCAUAAGAAUUUUCGUGAUUACGGUAAACGAUUAUACAGAAUUUGUAAAGAAUUCUGGACAAAUAAAGUAUCCAAUGCCCAGCUGAAGUCGGGUAUCAGUGAACGCAUGCUAUCUAUAGCAUCAGAAAAUGUGAAGAGUGUUAUAGAAGAAGUUCAGCGAGCUAAAAGUGAGAAUAUUGAAUUAUUUAAUCAAGAUUCAAGUUCUUGUGAUGUAUUUUUUUCAAAAAAUAUGAAAAGUAUUGUAGAAGCCCAGCGAGCUAGAAGUGAGAAUGUUGAAUUAUUUAAUCAAGAUUCAAGUUCAUGUGAUGUAUUUUUCUCAAAAAAUUCCAACGAUGGAACUUAAUUCCAUGUUCAAUAUUUCAAAUGCGUAUUUGAUAAAAUUUUGUCAAUUCGUUUUUAAUAUUCGAUCAUUGUGAAUAUAUUACAUUUACAGGCUCAUGGUUUUGUGAUGUUAAAAAGUUCCAGUCUAUUCUAAUAUUUAGCCUAAUUAAAGCAUUGUGAUAUGUCAGUUUUAGCAUGAAAUAAAACGUUUUUAAUCUUUUUGAA
Molecule: messenger RNA, 2081 nt
Organism: Planococcus citri (citrus mealybug)
Lineage: Eukaryota; Metazoa; Arthropoda; Insecta; Hemiptera; Pseudococcidae
Gene: mi
Product: minus
Exons: 6
Coding region: 445-1878 (477 amino acids)
Source: RefSeq, a predicted model, not a curated record